AUGUUUUAUACCGUAAUAUUUGGCACGGUUUUAAUAUUAUUAUUCCUUUUUUGGGACAUACGCAAGCCGGCCAAGUUUCCUCCCGGACCAAAAUGGUAUCCCAUUGUGGGUUGUGCCCUGCAGAUUUACCAAUUGCGCGCCAAAUGUGGAAUGUUUUGUAAAGUGAUUGAUGAACUAACGCGUCACUAUGUCAAUCCUUAUGGACUUUAUGGCUUGAAAAUAGGCAAAGACAAAUUGGUUAUAGCCUAUUAUUCGGAUACCAUACAAGAGAUGAUGACUAAUGAGGACUUGGAUGGUAAACCUGAUGGUAUUUUCUAUCGCAUGCGUACCUUCAAUUCCAAGAAAGGCAUACUUGUUACCGAUGAAGAAUUGUGGGUGGAACAGAGACGUUUUAUUUUACGUCACUUAAAAGAUUUCGGUUUUGCCCGCAGUGGUAUGGUUAAUGGCAUACAGCAGGAGGCAGCUCAUUUACUAGAAGAUUUGAAUGAUUUGGUGCGUGAGCAAGGUGGCAAGAGGGUCAAAGUUUCUAUGGUUAAUCUUUUUACGGUUUAUGUCUUGAACACUUUGUGGUCUAUGAUGUCGAGCAAGCGUUAUGAUCGUAAGAGUGAGGAAAUCAAUGAUUUGCUACAAAUGUUUUUCGAAUUAUUUCAACACGUCGAUAUGGUGGGAGCCAUGUUUAGCCAUUUUCCCUUUAUGCGCUAUGUGGCUCCCAAUUAUUCGGGCUACAAUGCCUUUGUGGAAAAUCAUGAACGUAUAUAUGCAUUUCUACGCAAAGAAGUGGAUAAUCAUCGUCAGACUUUUAAGCAUUAUAACAUUCCCCGUGAUUUAAUGGAUAGUUACUUAAGGGAAUUGGAAAAUCCUGAACGUAAAGCCUCCUUUACCGAAGAACAACUGCUGGCAGUGUGUCUGGACAUGUUUUUAGCUGGCUCUGAGACAACUAAUAAAAGUCUGGGCUUUGCCUUUCUGCAUAUGGUGCGUAAUCCGGAAAUACAAAAACGUGCCUUUGAAGAAAUCAAAGAAGUUGUGGGCCUCGAACGUUUGCCUGAAUGGAAAGAUCGCACUAAGCUGCCAUAUUGUGAAGCUAUUGUCUUGGAAGCGGUGCGCAUGUUCAUGGGCAACACCUUCGGUAUACCACAUCGUGCCUUGCGUAAUACCCGCUUAAGUGGCUAUGAAAUUCCCAAAGACACCAUGGUUAUUGCUUGUUUUCGCGGUAUGCUCAUGAAUCCAGUGGACUUUCCGAAUCCUCAUAAAUUUAAACCAGAACGUUAUUUAAUCGACGGCUGCCUUAAAGUACCCGAAGCUUAUAAUCCUUUCGGUUUUGGUCGUCAUCGUUGUAUGGGUGACAUUUUGGGACGUCAGAAUUUGUUUAUGUUCAUUACAACUGUCUUGCAGAAUUUCCGUGUUGAAGCUUUACCUGGUCCAUUGCCCGAUGAAGAGCCAUUAGAUGGUGCCACCGCUUCUGUUAGGCCAUAUGAGGCCUAUCUAGUGCCCCGUCAGGGUUUUAUAGAUUAA
Messenger RNA from Lucilia sericata (common green bottle fly), 1512 nucleotides. RefSeq names its product probable cytochrome P450 303a1 (gene Cyp303a1). The coding region runs from base 1 to 1512 and encodes 503 amino acids. The record is from RefSeq and is a predicted model, not a curated record. Gene Ontology annotation, molecular function: oxidoreductase activity, acting on paired donors, with incorporation or reduction of molecular oxygen; monooxygenase activity; heme binding. NCBI's taxonomy places the organism in Eukaryota, Metazoa, Arthropoda, Insecta, Diptera, Calliphoridae. The transcript has a single exon.